AUGGAGUUGUCAGAACCAUCAGGAAUUGUUGAGGAAAGCUUUUAUUGCCGAUACAAACAACAGUGUGAUCAGUACCUAGACCUUGACAAGGAAGAACCUGAACUUCUUACUUUAGAGCUGAAAGGGGUUCGGCCUCCCACACCAAAAUCCAGAUCUUUAAAGCGUCUGAGAAGACGAUCAUCAGCAGAUACAGAGACCAUUACAGUGGAUGGUGGUUCAUCCAAAAAGGGGAACUUGUAUCUUAAAAUAUCGGUCCCUCAAGGAUACCAUUUCUCUAAGGAAGCACGCAGCAAGUUCAAUGUAGAAACUGAGCCAGAGAAUCAAGUCUCAAUUGAUCCUGUGGAUGGAUAUCUGAGCCCAGAAGGAACCACCACACUACAUUUCAGAAGAUUAACUCCAUCGGCUUCUGUGGGAGAAUUAAUUGCAAGACUGCACUUUCUUGAGGAUGAAGUCUGUUUAUACCAGUCUGUAGCUUUUCAAGUCCCUUUCCGUGAGGUUACUUCAGACUCAUCCCUGCCUGACAUUACACUUCCAUAUCUUGUGAAGCCAAAAACUUCCUCAGGAAGCUUACAACUACCAGUUCGCUAA
This is a messenger RNA of Thlaspi arvense, 588 nucleotides long. NCBI's taxonomy places the organism in Eukaryota, Viridiplantae, Streptophyta, Magnoliopsida, Brassicales, Brassicaceae. The record is from the annotation of a GenBank genome assembly.